Messenger RNA from Papilio polytes (common Mormon), 647 nucleotides. RefSeq names its product RNA polymerase II transcriptional coactivator (gene Ssb-c31a). The record is from RefSeq and is a predicted model, not a curated record. Gene Ontology annotation, molecular function: transcription coactivator activity; DNA binding. Lineage: Eukaryota; Metazoa; Arthropoda; Insecta; Lepidoptera; Papilionidae. Gene Ontology annotation, biological process: positive regulation of transcription initiation by RNA polymerase II. The transcript has 2 exons. Bases 277 to 597 code for a protein of 106 amino acids.
CUGUUGAGAAUUCCGUGGCGGUUUUUUUUUUGUAUUUGAUUACGAUUGCAAAUAGGUAAAAUAUUUAGGUAACAGGGAAUCAAAUAGUUGUUAAAACGAAAGCAGCUAACUAACUCUUUGUGAUUAUGGUAAUGUGUUUUGAGAAAAGAAAAGGUGUUUUUAAGUAAACUUUUUAUUAAAAUACUACAUGCGAAGGGAAUAAAACGCGUAAACGUAAUAGAUAGAAAGUUAAAAACAUUUCUACGGGUAAAUUAAGUAGUUGGUUUAAGAAGUAAAAUGCCUAAAAAUAAGAAGAAGCAAGAAAGUUCGAGCAGCGACAGUGAUGAAGGUCCAGUUGAUAGAAAUCCCCCAGCAGAGAAGAAAGCCAAAAUGGGUAAUAGGACUGAAGAUAAAGAACCAACUUGGGUGCUGCAGGGUAAAAAGUUAGUGAAGGUCCGAGAGUUCAAAGGAAAAGUUUAUGUAGAUGUAAGAGAAUUCUAUGAGAAAAAUGGCGACUUGUUGCCAGGGAAGAAGGGUAUUAGCUUAACACCAGAGCAAUGGAGAAAACUGUUGUCUUUGGGUGAUGAAGUUAAUGAAACAAUUAGUUCUCUUGGUUAAGUGUUUUUAUUACUUUAAUAAAGAUGUAUGUUGUUUGGAAAUUUUAGUUA